UAACCUAGCGCAAGAAGACGUUUUUUUUACGGUCCUGAUUUCGAACUGCAUUGUAGCAAAGCGCAGGAUUUGAUUUUUAUAUUUUCUAUAGGUCUACGCACGAGACUAAAUGAACGAUGGAUGUAUUCUAUUAUAAAGCGCAUAUUUUUUUCCCAAUUAUCCUGCCUCUUUGUUUGUGGGAUUAUUCCUCAGCUCAGAUUGUCUAUUCCGUGACGGAGGAAGUAAGUAAGGGCACUGUAAUUGGAAAUAUGGCAAAGGAUCUUAAUCUGAAUGUCCGGGAAUUGGAAUCGCGCAUGUUUCAGAUUGUUUCUGGAUCAAACAAGAAGUAUUUUGAUGUCAGUUCAAAGACUGGUGAGUUAUAUGUAGAUGAGAGAAUCGAUCGAGAGGAUCUUUGUCCUGCGAGUCAGACGUGUUCUCUACACCUUGAAGCUAUUGCGCAAAAUCCUUUAAUGCUAUUCAGUGUCAGUGUUAAUAUUUUGGAUGUAAACGAUAACGCGCCAUCAUUUCCUUAUAGAAUAUACAAUCUAAACAUUACAGAAUUUGCAUUUCCUGGGGAUAGAUACCACUUGCCGAGAGCGAGCGAUGCAGAUGUCGGCGUUAACUCGAUUAAAACCUAUAAGCUCAGCUCGAAUGAAUAUUUUUCGCUAAACAUCCAGAGUGGCGCAGAACAGAAUAUGUCCCCACAGUUGAUUUUACAGAAAGCAUUAGAUAGAGAGAAGCAGGCGGUGGUUAAACUCGUGCUCACUGCUCUGGACGGAGGAAAACCUGCUAGGUCUGGCACACUUGAUUUAACUGUUAAUGUAAUCGAUGUAAACGAUAACACUCCAAUAUUCAGUAAGGAGCUGUAUAAAGUCAGUGUCCCUGAAAACACGAUAUUGGGAACCACGAUUAUUAAACUGAACGCCAGUGAUACGGACGCAGGGACGAAUGGAGAAAUAAUUUAUUCACUGAUAAGCCACGGAAAAGAAAAGUCGAGCGACAUUUUUCAGAUAAACUCAGUCACAGGUGAAAUCUCAGUGAAAGGACAUUUGGACAGGGAGGACACUGCUGCGUUUGAGCUUCAAGCACAGGCUCAGGACAAAGGCUCUUCACCUCGCGCUUCUCACUGCAAAGUUUUAGUCGAAGUCCUCGACGUGAACGACAACGCGCCUGUCAUUUCCCUUACAUCUCUCUCGAGCACUAUACGAGAAGACGCGACAUCAGGCACAGUGGUUGGAUUAAUAACGAUUGCUGAUAACGACCAGGACGGAGAGAUCAGUGCUAAAAUUAGAGGAUCCAGUCCAUUUAUUCUUCAACCAUCUUACAAAAACUAUUACUCAUUAGUAGUAGCUGGACCUCUGGACAGAGAAAAGACUCCUGAAUAUAACAUCACUGUUACCGCUACUGAUAAAGGAACCCCACCGCUUGUCAGCAACAUGUUUCUUACUAUUUACAUUUCUGAUGUAAAUGACAAUGCACCUCGCUUUCCAGACAAAGCCAUGGACUUCUAUGUUAAGGAAAACAGUCCUGCUGGAGACGUCAUAGCAACAGUAACAGCGAAGGACGCAGAUAUCAAGGAAAACGCUCAACUUGUGUAUUCUAUCAUUUCCAGGAACUAUUUAAUUUCCAUGGUAGACGUUAAUUCUGCAAAUGGUGAUGUGUACAGUAAACAGUCAUUUGAUUAUGAGGCGAUUAAAUCAUUUCAGUUUCAGAUUCAGGCCACUGACUCUGGUGUUCCAUCUCUCAACAGCAACGUGUCUGUGAAUGUUUUUAUCCUUGAUGAAAAUGACAACAGUCCAGUUUUUCUCCCUCCUUAUUCUGAACCCGGAUCAGUAAACACUGAGAACAUUCCCUACUCUGCAGAAGCGGGGUAUUUUGUGGCUAAAGUCAGAGCUGUAGACUCUGAUUCAGGUUAUAAUGCACUUUUAUCAUAUCACAUAACCGAAUCAAAGGGAACGAAUCUCUUCCGAAUCGGAACCAGCACAGGAGAAAUAAGAACUAAAAGACGAAUGAGUGACAACGACUUAAAAACUCACCCGCUUAUCAUUACUGUCUCGGAUAACGGAGACCCAGUCCUGUCAACCACUCUGACUAUGGAAAUUGUGGUUGUUGAAAAUAUAGACGACGUUCAGACAAGCAUAAGAAGAGUGCCAGUAAAGGAGGAGAAUUUUUCUAAUCUGAAUCUCUAUCUGCUCAUCGCUAUUGUCUCAGUGUCCUUUAUAUUUUUACUGAGCCUCAUCGCUUUAAUAGCAGCGAAAUGCUACGGGACAGACGGCGGUUUCAGCAGGUCCAGCGCUCCAGUGGUCACUACACACCCUGACGGGAGCUGGUCUUACUCGAAAUCUACUCAGCAGUAUGAUGUGUGUUUUAGUUCAGACACACUGAAGAGUGACGUAGUGGUUUUCCCCUCGCCGUUUCCGCCUGCAGACGCAGAGCUGAUCAGCAUUAAUGGAGGAGACACUUUUAACAGGACACAAACUCUUCCAAGUACUGGGAAGGUAAGAAAAGCGUUUGUAGAACUUACUUCUAGAUGA
Molecule: messenger RNA, 2513 nt
Organism: Hemibagrus wyckioides
Lineage: Eukaryota; Metazoa; Chordata; Actinopteri; Siluriformes; Bagridae
Product: protocadherin alpha-2-like
Exons: 1
Coding region: 117-2513 (798 amino acids)
Biological process (GO): homophilic cell-cell adhesion
Cellular component (GO): plasma membrane
Molecular function (GO): calcium ion binding
Source: RefSeq, a predicted model, not a curated record